Messenger RNA from Aureobasidium pullulans EXF-150, 1254 nucleotides. RefSeq names its product meiotic mRNA stability protein kinase UME5. Gene Ontology annotation, cellular component: mediator complex; nucleus. NCBI's taxonomy places the organism in Eukaryota, Fungi, Ascomycota, Dothideomycetes, Dothideales, Saccotheciaceae. The transcript is spliced from 2 exons. The coding region runs from base 1 to 1254 and encodes 417 amino acids. Gene Ontology annotation, biological process: protein phosphorylation. Gene Ontology annotation, molecular function: cyclin-dependent protein serine/threonine kinase activity; RNA polymerase II CTD heptapeptide repeat kinase activity; ATP binding. The record is from RefSeq and is a predicted model, not a curated record.
AUGUCGUCGAUGGGAUACACUAGUCAGAGGCGGAUAAACGACAACUACGAUGUAGUAGGCUUCAUCAGCAGCGGUACCUAUGGCAGGGUUUACAAGGCCCGGAACAAGUCUGGCCGAGGGGCUCAUCCUAUCUUAAGCCGAAACUCUGGCAGACCCAUAGAGGCGUUCGCAAUCAAGAAGUUCAAGCCCGACAAAGAAGGAGAGUUGCAAUACACGGGCAUCUCGCAGUCUGCUAUACGCGAAAUGGCUCUUUGCACAGAACUAUCCCACGAGAACGUUAUAUCGCUUGUCGAAAUCAUUCUGGAAUCUAAGUGCAUCUUCAUGGUGUUCGAAUACGCAGAACACGACCUCCUGCAGAUCAUCCACUGGCACACACAACAUCCUCGAACUCCUAUCCCCGCUCCAACUCUACGUUCUAUCAUGUAUCAGCUUCUUGAAGGGCUGCUCUACUUGCAUCGUAAUUGGGUACUGCAUCGAGAUCUCAAACCAGCCAAUAUCAUGGUCACCUCAGCAGGCUCGGUCAAGAUAGGUGAUUUGGGCCUCGCACGACUGUUCUACAAACCCCUUCAAGCUUUGUUCGGUGGUGAUAAGGUCGUGGUCACUAUUUGGUAUCGAGCACCUGAACUUCUUCUUGGAAGUCGACACUACACACCAGCAAUAGAUACAUGGGCAGUCGGCUGCAUAUUCGCCGAGCUUCUAAGCUUGCGCCCGAUCUUCAAAGGUGAGGAGGCAAAGCAAGAUUCGAAGAAGACAGUGCCAUUCCAGAGAAACCAAAUGGGAAAGAUUGCUGAAGUACUCGGUAUUCCAAGGAAGGAGAGCUGGCCACUUUUGCAGGCGAUGCCGGAGUAUCCUCAAUUACAGACUCUGGCGGCCGGCAAUCCUGCGGUUCAGCGACCGAUAACUCUUGACAAAUGGUGGGAUAAUCUCACUCGAAACAGCCAGUAUGCUGCAGCGAAUAUGCCUGCGCCACACCGGGAUGGACUAGCGAUGCUCAAGUCGCUACUCGAGUAUGAUCCUCUGCAUCGUCUGAGCGCUGAGAAUGCACUACAGCAUCCAUACUUCCUACACGACGAAAGCAAUAUUCCAGGCGCGCCUCCCAAGAACUGUUUUGAGGGUAUCGAGCACAAGUAUCCCCCUCGCAAGGUCAGUUCUGAAGACAACGACAUCAGAACAGGCUCUCUGCCAGGGACGAAGAGAAGUGGUCUACCAGACGACUCAUUUCUUAGACCACCCAAACGCGUCAAGGAGAUCUGA